AUGUCGUUUUUCAUUACCAAACAUAGUGACUUGUACAACAAAUCAGUAACUCACCCAUUGACUACUGAGCUCUGCAAGGGUACACUUCCAAACCAUGUCUUAUUUACAUAUUUAAACCAGGACUUGAAAUUCUUCAAUUUGGGAUUGAGUGUUAUGGGCAAGGCCCUAGCCAUGUGUCCCAACCCGGAAUCCCGAGUACGCUUGGCUAGACAAAUUGGGUUCUUUGCAAAUGAUGAAAAUUUGUAUUUUACAAAGACAUUGGAGGAGCUAGAGCACGAGGACUUGUCGCAAGUUGCCAAGUUGAAAAGCAAUGGAUUGGUUUUGCCUGAAGUGCAAGAGUAUUUGGAUUUCAUGAAACGUGCAAUCUACAAUUACGAUUAUGUUCAGAUUGCCACCUUCUUGUACGUGAUGGAAAAGAUUUACUUGGAUUGGGCAACCUCGGAACUAGCAAAGGAAAAGUCCAAAUCAAACUUGCCAUACAAAUACCAAGAAUGGAUCAAUUUGCAUACCGGAAAGGCUUUUACUGAGUGGGUCGAGUUUUUGGAAAAAGAGGUUGUAGAUAAUACCAAAUCAACUGACGACAAAAAAAAGAGUGAAGAUACAUUUGUUGAAACUGUGAAAUUGGAGAUUGGCUUUUUCGAAUCCUGUUACUCCUAUAGAGAUUAG
This is a messenger RNA of Lodderomyces elongisporus, 666 nucleotides long. RefSeq lists its product as uncharacterized. Bases 1 to 666 code for a protein of 221 amino acids. The record is from RefSeq and is a predicted model, not a curated record. NCBI's taxonomy places the organism in Eukaryota, Fungi, Ascomycota, Pichiomycetes, Serinales, Debaryomycetaceae. The transcript has a single exon. Gene Ontology annotation, cellular component: cytosol.